GUUCGUCAGUUCUUAAAGAGAAUUCAUUCGCAGUGGUCGCACUAAUCUUCCAAGCGGAAGUCGAGUCGCGUCUAGUUGAACGUUUGUGUGGUGCUAUCAAAAGCAAACAAAAAGUACAAAAGAAUAAAAUCUAAAUCAAACUAUUGAAUAGAAAAGAAACACGCGGAGCCAUAAAUAAUAGCUUAGAGCAAAGAUCCGAAUUAAAGAUUAUAUGAGUUUGGAAAAUUGUGUUUAAAGUGUGAUUUUGUGUGUGUGUGUGUUUUUUUUUUUGAUAAAUCGUAGAAAAAGAAGAACAGACUUAACGCCCGCAAAAAAUAUGGUACCAUUAUUGAUAUUCAUUGCCAUCAUUGUGUGUUAUGUAGCUUUUAUGCUAUGGCAGUCAAUGAGAAGACCCAACAAUUAUCCUCCAGGUCCUGAUUUUGUUCCCUGGGCUGGCAACACCAUGCAAUUGCGAAAGCAGGCUGCAGCUUUGGGAGGACAGCACAAAGCUUUCGAGAAAUGGUCAAAAGAAUAUAACUCCAAUAUUCUAGGACUUAAACUUGGUCAGGAUUAUGUUGUGGUGGUCCUUACCUAUCAGCUGGUGAAGGAAGUCAAUUUACAGGAGGUAUUUGAGGGACGACCGGAUACUUUCUUUCUGCGCCUGCGUACAAUGGGCACACGCAAAGGCAUCACCUGUACAGAUGGCAAACUUUGGUAUGAACAUCGAAAUUUUGCCAUGAAACAAAUGCGGAAUGUAGGCUAUGGCCGUUCCGAAAUGGAGAAACGCAUUGAAAAGGAGACCCACAGUUUGCUAAAAUUCAUCUAUGAACUUAGUUCGGUUCCUGUGUUCCCGAGUACAUUUUUGGCUCAAAGUGUCAUCAAUGUUUUGUGGUCUAUGACAGCGGGUCAACGUUUUGAGCGAGGCGAUAAACGUAUGGCCAAGUUAUUAAGUCUGAUGGGUCGUCGUUCUAAGGUAUUUGAUAUCUCCGGAGGCUUAUUGACCCAAUUUCCCUGGCUGCGUUUUGUGGCACCCAAUAAGACGGGCUACAAUUUAAUACGUCAGCUAAAUAAGGAAAUGUAUGACUUCUUUAUGGAAAGCAUUGAACACCAUAAGACCACUAUGACCAAAGAGAAUGCUGAACAGGAUUUGAUAUAUGCCUAUCUGUGGGAAAUGCAACAGGAAAUCAGCAAUAAUAAUGAGAAUACCACCUUCAACGAAACCCAAUUGGUAAUGACCAUUCUGGAUUUAUUCAUAGCCGGCUCGCAGACUACCAGCACCACCAUAGAUCUGAGCUUGAUGACUUUGGCCAUGAAGCCGGAAAUCGAAAAGCGCAUAUAUGAGGAAAUAAUAGCGAACACCAAAAGCAAAGAAUUUCCCAAUUUGGGCAAUAAAUCCUAUUACCCCUACACCGAAGCCUUUCUCAUGGAGGUACAGCGUUUCUAUCACAUUGCCCCGAUAACAGGACCACGCAGAGCAUUGUGGGAUACAAAGUUAGCGGGUUAUGAUAUUCCCAAAAAUACCACCAUUUUUAUUACGGCCAGUAGUGUUUUAAAAGAUCACGACCAUUGGGUGGACCCAGAUGUUUUCAGGCCAGAACGUUUUAUAGACGCCGAGGGCAGAACUUUCCGAGAUGAGUAUUUCAUACCCUUCGGCAUGGGAAGGAGACGUUGUCUAGGCGAUGCUCUGGCCAGAGCCUGCUUAUUUUCGUUCGUAGUCAAAAUUGUUGAGAACUUUAAAUUGCUCUUAACUCAAAACAAAGAGGAUCAGCCAACCAUGAAGCUAUUGCCCGGCAUUACAUUAUCUCCGAAACCCUACAAGCUGAAGUUUGUGCCAAGACAUGAACAUUUUCCUUAUCAAGACUAGGCUUUUUGUCAGUCACUCUCAUUGAAAACUUUAAAUUGAAAUACUUAUGAGCGAUUGGAAAUAAGUCAAUAUAAUAUGAGAAAUGGUGUGAAAACGGUUCUAUUGGGUUGCCCAAAAAGUAAUUGCGGAUUUUUUAAAAGAAAGUAAAUGCAUUUUUAAUAGUACUUAGAAUGAACUUUAAUCAAAUAUACUUUUUUUACACUUUUUUUCUAAAGCAAGCUAAAAGUAACAGCUGAUAACUGACAGAAGAAAGAAUGCAAUUACAGAGUCACAAGCUGUGAAAAAAUUUGUCAACGCCGACUAUAUGAGAAAUCCGCAAUUACUUUUUGGGCAACCCAAUAUUAGUGGUAGUAAUAGUAGGUUUUGCGAUUUGCAUUUAUUAUUACGCAUGCUUUAAUGAAAGUGUUAAUACAAAUAAAUUGAAUUGGUUGAGAAGAGAAUUCAAGUUUAUGGCAUGGCAAAAGUGGCAGUUGAGAGGUCAUCCGAAA
This is a messenger RNA of Stomoxys calcitrans (stable fly), 2331 nucleotides long. It is a transcript of the gene Cyp305a1, whose product is annotated as probable cytochrome P450 305a1. The coding region runs from base 317 to 1843 and encodes 508 amino acids. Gene Ontology annotation, cellular component: cytoplasm; intracellular membrane-bounded organelle. Gene Ontology annotation, molecular function: heme binding; oxidoreductase activity, acting on paired donors, with incorporation or reduction of molecular oxygen, reduced flavin or flavoprotein as one donor, and incorporation of one atom of oxygen; iron ion binding. Gene Ontology annotation, biological process: xenobiotic metabolic process. The record is from RefSeq and is a predicted model, not a curated record. The transcript has 2 exons. Lineage: Eukaryota; Metazoa; Arthropoda; Insecta; Diptera; Muscidae.